Molecule: messenger RNA, 1146 nt
Organism: Thamnophis elegans (Western terrestrial garter snake)
Lineage: Eukaryota; Metazoa; Chordata; Lepidosauria; Squamata; Natricidae
Product: leukocyte elastase inhibitor-like
Exons: 7
Coding region: 1-1146 (381 amino acids)
Biological process (GO): negative regulation of endopeptidase activity
Molecular function (GO): serine-type endopeptidase inhibitor activity
Source: RefSeq, a predicted model, not a curated record
AUGGGGGAAAAACCAGUCAUGGAUUUGAGUCUCACCAGGCAGUCCCUUUCCAAAGCCAUUACUGCAUUUGCCCUGGAUCUUUACAAUACGUUGAAUUCCAAAACCCUUCGCAAAAAUGUUUUUUUCUCCCCUGCAAGUAUUUCAACGGCCCUCGGCAUGGUUUUAAUUGGCGCAAAUGGGAACAGCAAAAUUCAGAUCGAAAAGGAGGGGACAAUUUACUCAGAGUUCAAGCAACUACUACUUCAGCUGAAUAACCUCAGCCAUGGUUACCAGCUGAAACUGGCCAACAAUUUGUUCAUGCAGAAAGGAUAUCAAUUUCUUCAGCUGUACCUCACAAAUACUAAAGAAAUCUACAACGCCAUGGUGCAGAUCGUGGAUUUUUACCUCGCUACUGAAGAAACAAGAAAGACAAUUAACCUUGAAAUUUACAAACAGACCCAAGGAAACAUUAAGGACCUUUUUGCUCCAGGUGUGAUUGGACCACAAACGGUGUUGGUGCUGGCAAAUGCCAUUUACUUUAAAGCAACUUGGCUGCAUCAAUUUGAUCCGAAGUACACAACCGAAAGACACUUUAGGCUGAAUGAGAAAGAAACUAAACUUGUCCAUAUGAUGUAUCAGAGGGGGAGAUUUAAACUGGGACACACAGAUGGAAAAACUGCCCAGAUCCUCUGUCUACCAUACGUUGAUGAACUUUUGUCCAUGGUUAUAAUAUUACCAAAUGACAUCAGCCACCUGGAGCAGGUGGAGGCCGCCCUGACCUGUAAGAAUUUAGCAAGCUGGCUUUCUCCAGGAAACCUGAGGGAGCAUUCUGUGGAAAUAUAUAUCCCUCGCUUCAAGUUAGAAGCCUGCUAUGAUCUCAACCUGAUGCUGCAAGGCUUGGGCCUCAUUGAUGUAUUUAGUGAAGCAAAAGCAGACCUCUUGGGAAUGUCGCCUUCCCACCAACUCUUCUUGUCCACGGUUGUCCACAAAGCUCAUGUAGACAUCAACGAAGUAGGGACGGAAGCAGCAGCCGCAACAGGUGUGGCGGUCUCUAACAGGAGCUUAGAACAUCACGAGUUAUUUGUGGCUGAUCAUCCCUUCCUCUUCUGCAUUCUGCACAAUCCUACAGGGACGGUGCUUUUCCUUGGGAAACUUUGCCGUCCUUGA